Hordeum vulgare subsp. vulgare (domesticated barley) is the source of this 1992-nucleotide messenger RNA. RefSeq names its product transcription factor TGAL7-like. Gene Ontology annotation, biological process: DNA-templated transcription; regulation of DNA-templated transcription. The coding region runs from base 272 to 1678 and encodes 468 amino acids. The transcript has 11 exons. NCBI's taxonomy places the organism in Eukaryota, Viridiplantae, Streptophyta, Magnoliopsida, Poales, Poaceae. The record is from RefSeq and is a predicted model, not a curated record. Gene Ontology annotation, molecular function: DNA-binding transcription factor activity; sequence-specific DNA binding.
UCUCUCUCUCUUAAAAGUCUUCUUCUCUCUUGGUCAAAAGAUAAGGGGAGUAGGGAGAAGAUUUUAGGUGACUUCGAGACGAAAAGCUGCAGCCCUUUCUUUAUAUCUUUGGUGCCAAGUAUAAAAGAAGAGUGCAAACAGAAGUCAGUUUUGCAAUUAAUGUCUGAUUUUGUAUCCUUUUGCUAGAGAUGUGCAUAGUGUGAAGAGAGAGAGAGAGAGAGAGAGAGAGAGAGACGAGGUGGAGGAUGGUCAGGGCCUUCAUAAGGGCUUCAUGGGAGGCAUCAGAGAAGAAGAUCACCACCAUCACCCACCCUCGGAGCUCCCCCUCGGCUUCCGGAGCGCCAUGCCACCACCGAUGAUCGCCUCGUCCUCCAUGAGCAAGGAGUCGACGAGCUACGACAUGGCGGAUUUUGAUCAAACGGCAAUAUUUCUCUACCUAGAUGGUCAUGACCCACAGUCGAUUCAGGAACAACGACAAACUCUCAACAUCUUCCCAUCGCAGCCCAUGCAUGCCGCCGAGGCACUUAACCCUGCUGCAAAGAUUAAUGGCGGCACAGUCAUGGCCGCUAUGCUUGCUAAUGGCGGUAACCCGCAGCAGCCGUCUCCAAAGAGGCCUGUACAGCAGCAGCAGCUGCUGCUGCAAGGUGCCCCGGGCGGCUCCAAUGCAGCACCCUCGUUGCCUAGUUCAGCCAAGGACAACAAGAACAGCGCUAGUCUCGUCAAGAAGGAAGGAACCAGCAGUGGGAAGGGUGCAACAUCAUCUAGCACAGACCCAGAUAGGGAAGGGAGUAGGAGAACACAGGACCCUAAGACACUGAGGAGGCUUGCACAGAAUAGAGAGGCAGCCAGGAAAAGUAGGCUCAGGAAGAAGGCUUACAUACAACAGUUGGAGACAAGUAGGAUUAGGCUAAGCCAGAUCGAACAACAAGUUCAAGCAGGAAGAGUACAGGGUGUCUUGUUGGGUACUGGAGACCAUCACCACCAAGGCCUUCCUUCUGCCCCUUCAUUUGCUAGUAUGUUUGACAUGGAGUAUGGGAGAUGGGUGGAAGAGCACAGCAAGCUGAUCUUCCAGCUCAGGGCAUUGUUGAACGACAAUGCGCCGGACAACCAGGUGCAGGUCCUGGUCGGUGGUGCCAUGGCACAUCACGAAGAGUUGCUAAGCCUCAAGGCCGCAAUUGCGAGGACUGACAUCUUCCACCUCUUAUGCGGUGUGUGGGCUAGCCCUGCAGAGCGUUGCUUCCUUUGGUUGGGUGGGUUUCGACCCACAGAGGUCAUCAAGAUAAUGUUGAAGCAAGUUGAGUCGCUGUCAGAGGGGCAGCUCCUGGGAAUCUACAACCUCCAGCGGUGGGUGCAGGAGACGGAGGAGUCGCUGAACCACACCAUGGGGACCCUCCAGCACUCCCUCUCCGACACCAUCGCCUCCCCGGAGGCCGCCGGCGGCAACUUCAUGGGCCACAUGUCCCUCGCCCUCAACAAGAUCUCCUCCAUGGAAGCCAUCGUCAGGCAGGCAGAUGCGCUGAGGCAGCAGACCCUGCACAAGCUGCAUGGUAUGCUGACUGUCCGGCAGGUCGCGCACUGCUUCGUCGCCAUCGCCGACUACUUCCACCGCCUCCGCGCCGUCAGCAGCCUCUGGGCUUCCAGGCCACGGCACGACGAGCAGGGCCCGCCGGCGCCGUAGAAGAAGUGGGGGAAGCAACAGCAGCGGUUGAGCGAGAUUUAGCUUAAUUAAUUAAGGUCCAGCAUAUGCAUGCAUGCACACCGGGAGAGAGGGGUGUGCGUGCAUGCACGUGUCGGAGUUCAGCUCUCGGUCGAUCUUCACAUGUGGAACUUGCAACUUAAUUUUGUAAGGUGUACAUACAGUGUUAGCUGCUAGCUAGAGAAGAAUGCUAGGGUAUUAGCGGAGACUUAAUUCCAGCCAUUUUUCUUCCUAGCUAACUUAUUUUCGGCAAAAAUUCGAUAAUUUAAGUUCAUGUAGGGCAAAGUUGAGUUGGA